Messenger RNA from Schistosoma curassoni, 3380 nucleotides. The record is from the annotation of a GenBank genome assembly. NCBI's taxonomy places the organism in Eukaryota, Metazoa, Platyhelminthes, Trematoda, Strigeidida, Schistosomatidae.
ACACUAAUAUUUUGGCGUCUAGUUCUUUCGAAAACUGCUUACAACAUGCCUUUGAAGUCAAAAAUUUUUUCUACGGGAUGGGUUUGCCGACGCCAUGCCAAACCCUACUCUUUUACUCGGGCUUGGGAUCGGCAGUAUCUCUAGAAGAGCUACAGGCGGAGUUAUAAUAUAAAUAUUCAAUUAUGAAAUCAAGUGACUUAUGUCGUCGGUGUAAAACGCUAGGAACCAAACUGCUUGUGUUAGGAUUAGUGUUCAUAUCCAACUGAGAGGCCAGAAGCAGAUGUUGUGGGCCUUGAACUCGAGAUCUCAAGAGUAAAAUCUUGGUGAUUCAACUAAUAAGCAACCUAGUCGGUUUACCCUGCAAACUUGGAGGUCUAAAAUACCGCAGUGAGGUUUAUUUUUACAUACAUCAAUGUUUUCGGUUAUGAAGGUAAAAUAUUUUAGAAGAAAAACAAAAAGAUUUUCCAGUGGCGAGAUAAGUGGUGAUGCCUUUCUAUUGCGAAAACUCAAGUUAACUUCACGAAGUCCAACUUCAAUACAUACACCACAAAAAACCUUAAAAUUCGUAAUUCCACCACACACAGAGGAAAAAAACUCAUUAAAUCAUUCUACAUUGAACUGCCCUCAGCCAGCUAAAGAUUCUAUUACUUCUAAAGCAAAUACAGUUAACUUCACCUCCCAGCAAACACGAGAUAAUGGUGAUCAGUAUGGUCUUUUGGAAAAAGGGAAAGAUUGCGACGAAAAUCCAUCCAACCUAGUCAGUACAGAUGAUGAAGUCUCAAGUUUAAUUUUAGAUGUCAAUAACACAACGCUACACCCAACACCUUGUGAAUUAACUAAUUACGAUUCUUCUAGUUCACAGAGUAUGCAAGCUGAAGAUAUUUAUGGUUUCAUUUUUGCAGAAGAAAAAGAAACUAGUCAUAGAGAUAAGACGAUACCACAGCAACAGAUUACUUCUGCGGCAAAACAUACAAGAAGUAUUCUUAAAUCAAGACCACUCUCUCCGAAGACUUAUUUUGACGGUACAUAUGAAUCCUUUCAAGACAAAAUUUAUUAUACGUUACAUGGAGCACGUGACAGUGUUGACCUCACUACAGUUCGCUUUCAAAUCGGUUGUGUUUCACCCCAUUUUGGCGAUGAUAGUAGUUCAAAUGAUCAUGUCGUGAAUACAUGCUACGUAUCUCCUGAAAUUAGAAAUAUCGAAUCACCUCGCAUAGCGCGAAAAACCGUACGAUUCGCAGACGAAGAAAUUGAUUUUAUGCAAACCUACCCAACGUCUAUGAAUCCUCUAUUUUCAAAUGUUUUUCCUCUAAGAAAUGACCCGGAUGUCGAUGAGGUAGCGUCAAUUUUUGGAAGUGAUACACCAUCUUCUCUGGAAGAAAACUUUACAAAAAUGCCAGAAAUAAACAAGUUUUGUAAUCAUAGUCCAACAACUUCAGCCGGUUCAAACUUCAUAUCAAUUAGUAUCGGAAUGAUGCCUAAUCAACUGCCGAAACCGGUUGAUAACAAUUUAGCAAACAUAUAUGUCACAGAAAAGCCAAAUUGUGUAAAAAUUGAUGAAGCAACCAAUUGGAGAAUAAUGCCGAAAAAUGAAUAUACUUUGGAAAAUUCAAAUGAAAAAAUGGACGAUUAUUCAACUCUUGACUACGAUUUAUUAAAAUUAAAUAAUAAAAUGAACGUUAUCUCAAAUGAUAAAACACAUCCUACAACACGAAUAAAUUCCAGUAGAAUAAAUAAAGUACAAGGUUAUGCUGAUCUGUUAAUUGGUCGACCUAAACUGCACGAUGACUUUUUAAUCCCUCGACAACAGUUACUGACAAAUAACUUUUCGUUAAAUCGUUUAUUUACUCAUCCAUUUAAUGAAUGUCAACAUGCGAACUCAACCGCGUUAAGCCCUCAGAAUGCAUAUCGACUUAACUUACGAUCAAAUAACCAUAACGUGUUCCUGCCUAGUCCUCAGAAUCAUUCACCGUCUAAUAAAACUGACACAUUGGAAACUAACGAAACACAAUAUCUUAUCCGCAGUCUAUAUGGCACAAGUGCACCAAACAAUGAACAGACAUAUGAUUCAGUAAGGCAGUCAGGUUUAGAGAACAAAAAUAAUAUUUUAUUACCUGAGUACCCGACUAAUAGUAACAAUAUCAACAAAAGUUCUCGAAUUCAAUAUCAGACUACGUAUGCUUCGGAUUAUGAGGGGAUAGAUUUAUCUCUCAUGAGAAACGAAACACCAACAACUCCUUCAUCACCGUCACCAUCUUCAACAAUAACAACAGUUGUAGAAACCGGUUGUCAUCGCGAUUAUGUAUCAGACACUGAAAACUGUACUACACUUGUUUCACAAUCAACAACGCCGGGCAUCACGAAAGAUUCUCUACGGAAUAAAAAGGACAAUAAGCGAAAAACUGAAAGCUCCAAAUUAAUUAUCAGCAUCCAACAGAAACAGCCUUCACAAUCCUCUGCAUCACUAAGUACUACAUCUGCCCAACUUCUUCAACGUCCACCACGUGUUUGUGAACCUUCUGUAGUAAAUUUGAAUUCUUCCGAUCCAAGAAUGAUUACUUCUGCUUAUGAAUUUGAAUCUACGCAAUCUGAAGUAAAUAAACAGGAAGGUUUAAUGAAAUUUGAGAAAAAUUUAAUUACUUCUAAUCCUAACACAAAUCAAAAUGUUAACGACGAUCCGAAAGCCUGUUGGUUUCGUCUACAUUAUGGAUAUUCAGAAGAAAAUAAGUGUAAUACCAAUAAAAGACCCGUGCAAAAUCAGUUCAGCAUUAAUAUUAGAAAUCAACCAACUGUUUUCAAACAGCCAGAUAAAUUUGUAAAUGAUUCUGGCAAUUGCGAUUAUGAUAAUGUUGCAAAUUUAUUAUCAAAGUGUGUUACACCGUCUACAUUUAAACUAGGCACUACUCCAGUUGUUAAGAAAUUAUUUGGACCCAAAUUACAAUAUGCGACCUACACACAAAUACAGGAUGUCACACAAAGUCUAACUGAACUUCUUCAUUCUGAAGGCAUUUACCAACACCAACAACAAACGGAAUCACCGAUGCUACCACAGCAACUGUAUCACCAAGGAAACAAGCUCAACGUUUUAUCAGCUUUACAACCGAUUCCAAUUAAACCAGAAGUAUUUAAUCGGUCUUCUGCCAGUAUCAAAAGAAGACCUGAAAUACCGUCAGCGUUGUCAAUAGAAGAGGAGCGGUUAAUCAAAUCCCUUGAGCGUCUGAACAGGCGACUGAAUGAUAUAAUUAUUCGUCAGUAGUGAUAAAACAGUUCUGAGUCGAUCACAAUACGUACCCUUUACAACGAAGAACAAGUCAAAUACAUAUACAACUGUAUAAAAGUCCACGAGUGUCAUGCACGUUUUUCUCAUUAUAUAAAUAUAU